AUGGCGCACGGGCUUGAUUCCAGGCCCACCGUUGAGGAUUUUCGCGAAGACAGCGUGUGGGUGCAGUUAGCCAAAACUCAUUGGCUUGAGACAUCCAAGGUCCGGAAAGUCAAGCAGGAUGUCAUCAAGAAGGAUAUAUGGGACCCUCUCGAAGCGGAUAAUUUCAGCUUUCGCUCGCUUCUAACGUUGGAAAAUUUGAAUAUUUUAGAGAAGUUUCUCUGGCCGACCUACACAGAAGAUGCUUCGAACUACCAUGUAUUGCUGCUGGCGCUUAUUGUCACUGUCAAACAGCGAGAACAUCUGCCGAUAUGGGACAUCUUCUCUGAUCGACCGGAUGACUUUUCCAACCUUUUCCAUCGAAUUCUCUCCAUGAGUAUCGACCAGUCCCUUUCUACAUCGUCGCGCCUGUCCAUAGUAUCCUUUAUAAUUGGCUCCUUUCAAUCCCUCGAGAAUGUUUCGAUACGGAAGGAAUGUGCACCUCUGGUCUCCAUUUCGAUUUGGCACAAUCUCUCGAGUGACGAUGCACGAGAACAGGUGUUAGUAAAGGGCCCCACGCUGAAGAAAACGUGGAGAGCUGCCACAAAACGAUAUGAUGCAGCAGACGAAACAACCAAAGCGAAAAUGAGGUUUGACCGGUCAUGGCUCUACACGAUGCUUCUCGAUUUUUUUCGGAGAUUGAACGGCGCCGAGAAGGACCAGGCGGAUAACCUGCGUUAUUGUGAAAGGUUUCUUGAGUUCCUAGUGGAUCUAGAAAGCCAACUUCCCACCAGACGAUAUGUCAACACAUUGCUGAAAGAUCUCAACAUUCUACCAGUCGUUCGCUUAUCGGAACUCUACCGAUCUUCGGAGAAUGAGCUAUUCCGCGACUUGUAUAAUCUCUUAAAGCAUUUCGCUACAUUCUCAAUUGACGAUUAUACAGGCGAGAGCCUAUCACCCCAGGCAGUGUACGAUACCCACUGCCAGGAGCUAGCGCACUUGCAGCGAACUUCCAUGAAAUACUUUAAGGACAAAUUAAUGAUCCUAGCUUUGUCGAAUUACGGUUCAAUUGAGCAACGUCCGGAGCUGGAAGGGCAGCUAUCUUCUUUAGAUGACUCUGAGCUCCGAAGCCUUUGUUCUCACCUUGGAUUUCGGACAGACUAUCCGAAACAGUGUCAAAUCACACCCGAUCGCCAUCUAUAUCUAGAAAUACUCUUAUCCUUUUACGAGCGCAAGGCACCAUUUCAAGAUGUUGUAUCACGCCUAAGUGUUGUUCCGACAGAAGAAAACCUCUACGACCCAGCUUUGCUACGGAAUGAAACCUAUGACGGAUCUAGGCCCCUUGCAAUUCCAAAAUUGAACCUUCAGUACUUGAGCCUAGGGGACUUUCUAUGGCGCUCAUUUCUCUUGUAUCGAUCCGAAGCUUUCUUCCAGAUUCGCAAAGAUAUGGAAACGAUCGUCAAGCGAAUGCAGCCCCGAGCCAGUCGAGACGGCAAAAGUCUGACUUUUGAUGGGUUCUCCCGGAUGGCUAUCCCUAUUUCGAAACCUGCUAUCAUCGAGGUUGCGCCCCCGAGGGUUGGCUCCACAAACCCAGCUUUUGUGCGAGCUGAGAUCGUGAUUGAGGUUGGCAGGCUGGCAGACCACGUCCGGAUGGAAUGGGAGUCCCUCCGCCCCGACGACGUGGUUUUCCUUCUGGCCGUGCAGCCUGGCGCUGCAAACAAACUGGCGUUCCAGGACCCCACCCCAAUUGAUACCCCUAGCCUAACGCACCUCAGAACAGCAGAAAUAGUGCAGGUACUUGAUGAAAAUGGCCGCCCAUUGCGCGAACCCGCUUCGGGGCAGACCAAUGGCCAUCGAUCGAGACCACGCAUCAGGAGACUUUUGGUUAAUCUUGACCCUGAUGCCUUCAAAGCGGAUAAAGAUCGUAGCAUGCAGGGAAAGCCAGAUAUUUAUCCGUUGGUCAACGUAGUCGCAAGGAGAAAGGGAAGGGAAAACAACUUCAAAUCUAUACUGGAGACUAUGCAAAGGCUCAUUGUCUCCGAUAUAACUCUUCCUUCUUGGCUGCAGGACAUCUUUUUGGGUUAUGGGGACCCCGCAGGGGCCCAUUACACAGAAUUGCCGAACAGACUUAAAUCGGUCGAUUUUCGCGAUACGUUCUUGGACUGGCAGCAUCUGGUAGAAAGCUUCCCGGGGACAACAAUUGAACCUUCUGGCGAGGAGACAUCAAGCUUCGGACCGCCUUAUGUGCUCGAAUAUGUUGAAGAUACCCAAAAAACACCUUCCGUGAAUGCCUCCAAGAAGCGGCGGAGAGAUCAAACCGAGAAGGAGAAACCACCCUCAUACUCACUUCGUGUUUCGACAUAUACGCCACCUAAUCCAGGCCCGUAUCCUGUCGAUGCGCCCAAACUAAACUCUGUCCGUUUCACACCAGCUCAGGUGGAAGCUAUCGCAUCUGGGACACAACCUGGGUUAACUAUUAUUGUCGGACCUCCCGGAACCGGAAAGACGGAUGUUGCAACGCAAAUCAUUAAUAACAUCUACCAUGAUUUCCCUAAUGAGCGCACGCUUUUGGUUGCGCACAGCAACCAGGCGUUAAACCAACUUUUCCAGAAGAUAGUUGCACUGGAUAUCGACGAACGCCACCUUUUGCGCCUUGGUCACGGCGAAGAAGAAUUGGAGACCGAGUCAAGCUAUAGCAAAUAUGGCCGGGUUGAAUCGUUCCUCGAUAACCGUAACUAUUAUCUCUCUGAAGUUACCCGGUUAGCAUCAUCGAUUGGAGCACAGGGCGCUCAUGGAAACUCCUGCGAGACUGCCGGGUACUUCAACACUGUAUACAUUCAGCCUGCAUGGGCAAAAUUUUGGGAUCAGGCCCGCAACGAAAAUAUCUCUCUCGAAGAGAUCAUUGCAGCUUUCCCAUUCCAUGCCUUCUUUUCCAAUGCCCCACGGCCCGUAUUCAACUCUUCAGGUCCUAAGGAAGCAGUGCUAGAUGUAGCAGAAGGUUGCCAGCGGCACAUUGACAAGAUAUUCUUUGAGCUAGAAGAUAUCCGGCCGUUUGAGAUUUUACGGCAACCAAAAGACAAGGCUAAUUACCUCCUGGUGAAAGAGGCCAGGAUCAUCGCAAUGACAUCCACGCAUGCAGCAAUGCGCCGCCAGGAGAUUGCCGAUCUUGGCUUCCAUUAUGACAAUGUUGUGAUGGAAGAAGCCGCGCAGAUCACGGAGAUUGAAAGCUUCAUUCCCUCCGCCUUGCAAACAAUGAAGGGUGGCCAGCUCCCAUUGAAACGCGUGGUACUCUGCGGUGAUCAUCUCCAGAAUUCCCCAAUCAUCCAAAACCUUGCGUUCCGGCAAUACGCACAUUUCGAACAAAGUCUCUUCCUUCGCCUGGUAAGAUUGGGUGUCCCUGUAAUUACGCUUGAUCAGCAGGGUCGUUCGAGACGUAGCAUCGCAGAACUAUUUCGCUGGCGUUACAAGCAACUGGGAAACCUAUCAGUAGUUGAGACGGCCGAUGAGUUCAAGCAGGCGAAUGCUGGGUUCCAAUUCGAUUACCAAUUCAUCAACGUUCCUGAUUACCAGGGCACGGGUGAACGGGAACCUGCACCUCAUUUCAUUCAAAACCUGGGUGAAGCAGAAUACGCCGUAGCCCUUUAUCAAUACAUGCGGUUACUUGGUUACCCAGCGUCGAAGAUAUCCAUUCUUGCUACCUAUGCGGGACAAACAGCGCUGAUAAAGGAUGUCUUGAACCACCGCUGCGCUAAGAAUGCCUUGUUCGGCAUGCCGAAGAUCGUGACUACCGUGGACAAGUAUCAGGGCGAACAAAACGACUAUGUAAUUCUCUCACUCACACGAACUCGUACGGUUGGUUACCUACGUGAUGUCCGUCGUCUAACGGUUGCACUUUCUCGUGCCCGUCUUGGCCUCUACAUACUCGGUCGGCGCGAGGUAUUCGAGUCGUGUUAUGAGCUUAAGCCAGCAUUUGACAUAUUAUUUCAACGCCCCGAUAAACUCAUGCUUGCUCCAGGCGAAAUGUUCCCAACUGCACGAGCGCUGAGUGAUGAGGUUCAAGGCACACCGAUGGAAGGAGUGGAGCAUCUUGGCCAGUAUGUGUUCGAAAUGACUCAGGCUAAGCUCAAGGCAAUAGGAGAGCAAGACAUCAUGGUUGAGGACGUGAUACCGAAUGGUGAAGAGGAUCUAGUGGAUGAGGACGAGGUCAUGCUUGGUGCAGGUGAAGAACAAGAUGAAGACCCUCUGCACGAGCAUGUCUUCACUGGAGCGUAA
This is a messenger RNA of Aspergillus bombycis, 4248 nucleotides long. Its product is annotated as RNA helicase aquarius. Gene Ontology annotation, biological process: mRNA splicing, via spliceosome. Gene Ontology annotation, cellular component: catalytic step 2 spliceosome. NCBI's taxonomy places the organism in Eukaryota, Fungi, Ascomycota, Eurotiomycetes, Eurotiales, Aspergillaceae. Bases 1 to 4248 code for a protein of 1415 amino acids. The record is from RefSeq and is a predicted model, not a curated record. Gene Ontology annotation, molecular function: helicase activity; mRNA binding. The transcript has 4 exons.